GACUGGAUGAAGGUUCUGCAGUUGUUUUGCAGUUUAAGAAAAAACAGUCCAGGGACAUCAAAUAAACGUCUACGUCAGGUCAGCAGUCUUAUCUUACAUGUAGAAGAAGCUCAUACACUCCCAGUAAAACAUUUUACUAAUCCGUAUUGUAACAUCUACCUGAACAGUGUCCAGGUAGCAAAAACGCAUAUCAGGGAAGGGCAGAACCCUGUAUGGUCUGAAGAAUUUGUCUUUGAUGAUCUUUCAUCUGAUAUUAAUAGAUUUGAGAUAAGUCUUAGUAACAAAACAAAGAAAAGUAAAGAUCCAGAUAUAUUGUUUAUGCGUUGCCAAUUAAGCCGAUUACAGAAAGGACAUGCAACAGAUGAGUGGUUUCAACUCAGUUCCCAUAUACCACUGAAGGGUAUUGAGCCAGGGUCUUUGCGUGUUCGAGCACGAUAUUCUAUGGAGAAGAUCAUGCCAGAAGAGGAGUACAGUGAGUUUAAAGAG
This is a messenger RNA of Phaethon lepturus (White-tailed tropicbird), 486 nucleotides long. Its product is annotated as ras GTPase-activating protein 1-like. The annotation marks the transcript as partial. The record is from RefSeq and is a predicted model, not a curated record. NCBI's taxonomy places the organism in Eukaryota, Metazoa, Chordata, Aves, Phaethontiformes, Phaethontidae. The transcript has 4 exons.